AUGAAGAACGAUACAAAAUUGGACCUUUAUGAAAUCUUGGGGGUGGAGAAAAAUGCUAGUGUGAAGGAAAUUGCCAAGGCGUACAGAAUACUCGUGCUGACAUAUCACCCGGAUAAGUUUGCCGCGAGGAAGGGAAAGCUGCCGGAGAAGGGCCAGACAGCCGCGGAAGGCAAGGAGAAUGGGAAGCUGGACGUACUUGAGAAGGAAACAGUGGACGAGGAGGCAAACGAGGAGGAAGAUGAAAAUGUGGAGGGUGUAAAGGGUGUAAAGGGGGAUGAGGAUGACCCAACACAGAAGAGCAAAAACGACGCAGACGAACCACUCACCCUGGAGAAGUGCAAGGAGAUGUUUCUUCAAAUCCAGAAGGCAUACGAAAUAUUGAGAGACCCCGAGAAGAGGAAAAAUUAUGACGAAUUCGGACUGGAGGAUGACGAUUGUAGCGAUUUUAAAAAUUAUUUAAACCCCAAAUUAUUUCAUAAAAGAAUUAAAGUAGAGGACAUACUGAACUAUGAAAAGAACUACAAGAAUAGUUCAGAUGAGAAGGAAGACUUAAUCGAAUUUUACAACAAAUUUAAUGGAGACCUGACUCACAUUUUGGAGUACAUUCCAUUCAGUGAAGAAGCAGACCUGACCAGAUAUCUAGACCUCUACAGUAGUUUCUUCAAAUCCAAGGAGAUUAAAAAAACGCCUGACUAUGACAGGUCAGUAAAAAAUAUCAACAACAUUAUUAAGAAGUAUGCCAGCUUGAAGAAAAAGGAUUCACGAAUGAGUAAAAAAAGGAAAAUGUCUGCGCCCCCCCUUGACGAUCUGGUUUUGGCGAUUCGAAAUAAUGAAGCAAAGAGGGCGUUAAAAAUUAAUAACCUCCUUUCCAACAUUGAGAAGGAAUACCAUAAAAAGAACCCCAAGAAAAGAAAGGUAAAGCCGCCCACGGAGGAAGAGUUAAACGAAAUUAGCAAGCGGCUCGAGGAGAAUAAGAAGAAAGCCGCGUCGAAGAAGUUGAAGAGUCCGUGA
Molecule: messenger RNA, 1011 nt
Organism: Plasmodium inui San Antonio 1
Lineage: Eukaryota; Apicomplexa; Aconoidasida; Haemosporida; Plasmodiidae
Exons: 1
Coding region: 1-1011 (336 amino acids)
Source: RefSeq, a predicted model, not a curated record